Galleria mellonella (greater wax moth) is the source of this 1854-nucleotide messenger RNA. RefSeq names its product spondin-1-like. The coding region runs from base 132 to 1772 and encodes 546 amino acids. Gene Ontology annotation, cellular component: extracellular matrix. The record is from RefSeq and is a predicted model, not a curated record. Lineage: Eukaryota; Metazoa; Arthropoda; Insecta; Lepidoptera; Pyralidae. The transcript has 11 exons. Gene Ontology annotation, biological process: cell adhesion.
AGUCCGCGAACAUCAAUUGAGACGCAUCUGUCUACUUCAUACGUAAACUGACCGGUUUGUAACAACGCUAACACUGUUUUAGUUACUGCAGAAAUAUCUAGAUACCCAUACUUAGAUAAGAAUACGGACUCAUGAUUGCUGAUUACUAUUUUGGUAUCUGCCAGGGAAUAUGUCUAUUAUUAUUAGUAAGUGUAACACAUGGCAAUGAUGAACUUUGCGAUCGACGACCACUGGGCUCAAAAACUGCUCCUUUACCACCAGACAAUAGAUUCUUUAUUGAUGUUGUGGAUACUUUUGGCGAUUUGUACAUACCAAACAGGGAGUAUAAAGUUCGUCUGUACUCAAGAGACAGCACAUCAACAUUUAUGGGUUUCACUAUAUCCGUUCGAGAGGAUACUGAUAUCAAUGAAAGAAAUCCCAGAAAGCCUAAACAUCUACAUCCUGGACAGCUGAUACCUUCGCGUGAUGAUAACGCCUCGAAAGUUCAUCCCAAAUGUAAUAACACUGUCAUAGAAACAGACGUUAUGCCUAAAACUUUUGUUGAGGCACUCUGGAUAGCACCGUAUAAAGGGAAUAAAUGCGUAACAAUCUUCGCUGUGGUCGCUGUCAAGCCUGAUGUGUGGUACAGUUUCGAAGGUCCAUUGUCAAAACGGGUAUGCGAAGAUCGACGCAAGGCAGAAGACAUGCAGCCAAUGGAGAAUGAGAACUGUCUUGCAUGUGAGGAGGCGAGAUAUCAAGUAACAUUUGAAGGCAUGUGGACCUUCAACACGCACCCUCAGAUGUUCCCAGAGACAAGAGGUUUAGCUCGUUUCAGUGACUUGGUUGGAGCCUCACAUAAUCCAUAUUUUAAUCUAUUUAAAAAUAAUGCCGAUGCUAGUGGUGGUCUGAAAAUGUUAGCAGAACAAGGGAACACUACCCAAUUUGAGGUGGAUAUUCAGGAAGAGCUAGGUACAAAUGUGCGCACUAUUAUUAAAGCUACCAGUCCUCGAACGACAAUUGACACCACAGUCGCCAGUUUCCGGGUUAGUCCUGAACACCAUUUGGUAUCUUUGACUACCGCUGUGCUACCGUCCCCGGACUGGUUCUUAGGUGUAUCCAACAUGGAACUUUGUGAUGGGAAAGGCCAGUGGACGAAGACAGCGAUUCUGAAUCUCUACCCGAUGGAUGCCGGUACGGACAGCGGCCAGACUUUUGAAUCACCAAACGAGGAAACUUCACCGCCACAGCCGAUAUCAUCGUUAUCAAUAAAAGGCAUACCCAGAGAACAAAUGAAGCCGAUGGCCAGAUUGAAGUUCGACCUGAUACGGACGUAUAGCACUCCAAGUUGCACUGGGGCCACUACGGAAGCUACUGAUGAUCAAGGCCAAGAAUAUACUGAUGAAGAUGAGAAAGGUGAUGAAGAAACUUCAAAGGAAAUACAACCGAUUACUACGACUAAGAGCGAAGAACCAGUCACCCCUGAUCCAGAGUCAUCGAAUAAGUGCCCAAUGACCACUUGGGAAGAGUGGAUGCCGUGUGAAGGUAGAUGCGUCGAUAAUAAAAGAACAGGAUUCCAAUCUAGAUUCCGGUACCAUUUGAUUGGUGGCACGAAGAAAUAUAUUCCAGGUUCAAGCAAAAUGAAUGAAAUUCCAUAUGAAUGUCAAAGUGAAUCUACAGACGAGUUCCAAGAGUGCGAAGAAGAUUGUACAGAAGACGAAACAGAAGCACCUGACGCAGAAGCCGAGGCGCAGUCUAGAAUUUGGGAAAAUCCGUCAAGAUGGGAAAAGAAAUAAUUGUUAAUGAAGUCGACUAUAAUUCUGUUAAAUUAAAAUUUUAUUAGAAUAUAGGCAACAAUCCUAAAUAGAAAAAAUGUAA